Molecule: messenger RNA, 1828 nt
Organism: Oncorhynchus mykiss (rainbow trout)
Lineage: Eukaryota; Metazoa; Chordata; Actinopteri; Salmoniformes; Salmonidae
Product: solute carrier family 35 member F3
Source: RefSeq, a predicted model, not a curated record
UGGAGAUGGCCAUGAAAAAACAAACAGCCAAAGUGUCUCCCUCGCCCAUCACGGGUCCUGCUGUCUUUCUGCUGCCCACUCCACAGGAGCAUGCUGAAAGACAGAGGGGACCCCAGCCCGCGGCUGAAGAUGGGCAGGAUGGGGGGAAGGGUGGAGACCAGGCAGAAGAGUGUGUGGAGAAGAGAGAGGACAGUAAGAGCCGCUGUGCCCGCUGCCCGCUGAGAGCCAUGUGUCGAGCUGUGUGGGGGCUGGUCCUUGGGUGCUGUGUGGCCCUGGCGUGGGCAGUGGGAACACACAGUGCCAAGCAGUCUCUGGAGCAGCUCCAUGCCCCCUUCUUCACUAUUUGGUUCUGCAGUACAUGGAACCUCCUCCUCUUUCCCCUCUACUACCUGGGACACCUGCUAGGGGCAGAGCAGAGACAGUGGCCCACAGCCUGCUUCAGGCAGUGCAGUGGCUUCCUGGUGGAGGAGGACAUGACAGUGAGAGUGCUCCUGAAGGGUGCAGCACCGUUCUCCGUGCUGUGGAGUCUCUCAGGCUACCUGUACCUGCUGGCUCUUUGUCGCAUCUCAGCGGGAGACGCUAGCGCCAUUCUCUGCUGUAGCCAGGGCUUCAUCUUCCUCCUGUCCUGGAUCGGACUCAACGACCGGUUCAUGGGUGUACGGAUAGUGGCUGUAAUUCUCUCCAUCACAGGAAUCGUCAUGAUGGCGUAUGCUGAUGGUUUCCAUAGCGACUCAAUCACAGGGGUGGCCCUGGCAGUAGGCUCAGCUUCAACCACUGCCCUGUACAAGGUGUUGUUUAGAAAGCGAGUGGGAGAGGUGCAACCGGGUACGGCCAGUGUUCUGCUGUCCUGUGUGGGGCUAUGCUGCUGUGUCCUCCACUCCUGGGUGUGUGUGAUACUCUACCUCACACAUGUGGAGUACUGGCCUCCAAUCCAGUACAUCCCCUGGGACGCAUUGUGCGUGAUGGCCUCUCUGCUCCUCGCUUUCAAUGUCUUGGUGAAUCUAGGAAGUGUGCUUGCCUACCCCUCCCUUAUUUCUCUUGGAAUGUUACUGAGCAUCCCAGCUAAUUCAGCAGUGGAUUUCUAUGUCGCUGCAGCCCCCCAGCUCAGCCAGGUCAGAGUGGCUGCAGCAGCUAUCAUCGGGGUGGGCUACCUCUUACUGCUGCUCCCUGGAGACUGGGAUGACAGUGUUGUCCACUGGAUAGAGGGUCUGUGGCAAGGAGGAUGGAAAGAGGACAGUGUGGUUGGAGAAGAUGGAGGAGCUGAUGGAGGAGAAAUUGCAAAGCCCAAGCCCAAACCAGCAGGCAUUGCUGCCCUAACAUGAUGCACUUUGGUUUUACAUGACAGAACUUGGUGUCAAAAGUCUCUCAACCAAAACCAGGGACGCAACUUUGGUGUUAGAAGUGGGGGGGAAUAACUUGGUGGGGGGUUUGGGGGUCCUCCCAUUUUUGGGGGCAUAUAAAGCAAAUGUCCUGCAUUUCUGCACAAUCUAAUAUGACCCAUUGCCCUUUCUAGCCAUCUCUAUUUAGAACAACAUAAAGAAAGCAAAAAUGACCAGUCAUCAAGCUAGGUAAGAGAUCCUUAUUAAAUAUGUUGAAGUGAUUGAUAAGACUGAACUAGAUCAAUGGUAAUUCAAUAAUCAAUAUUGUGCUGCACCUUGAACCAACAGCCUAACAAACAAACAACUCUUACAAAUAAAGUACAAAGACUUUUGAUUGUAUUUAUUACAUUUCAGCCAGCCCGAGCCACCUGCACGCCCAACCCCCAUCAGUCUAGUCAAAAACUCAACUCUCUCCCCAUCUUUUUUUAUGUCUCAAGGAAAGGUUUGAA